Messenger RNA from Myodes glareolus (Bank vole), 5119 nucleotides. RefSeq names its product RHO family interacting cell polarization regulator 2 (gene Ripor2). The record is from RefSeq and is a predicted model, not a curated record. Lineage: Eukaryota; Metazoa; Chordata; Mammalia; Rodentia; Cricetidae.
GACCGCGCGUCCGCUCGCCCCGCAACUUCACCCGGCGCCGCGGCAGCUGGAGCGACGCCUGAGCGCUGGGGCCACGACUGUCGUUCGCGGCCCUUUCCCUAUCGGCUGAAGGAACGGGCGAGCAGCGGCUGUCCACGGAGCCAGAGGUGCAGGGCAGCGAGGGGCGGCCCGUGGGUGCCGAGGCGGUACAUGCCACCCGGCACUAAGCGUCUCCGGGCACCAGGAGCGUUCUCUGCAAGGCUGCCAACCAGACUCCCCGAAAUCAUGCUGGUGGGAUCCCAGUCCUUCUCGCCUGGAGGGCCCAAUGGCAUCAUCCGGAGCCAGUCCUUCGCAGGUUUUAGCGGCCUGCAGGAAAGGCGAUCCAGGUGUAACUCCUUCAUCGAAAAUGCUUCUGCUCUCAAGAAGCCUCAGGCCAAGCUGAAGAAAAUGCACAAUUUAGGGCACAAAAAUAACAACACUCCUAAAGAGCCUCAGCCGAAGAGGGUGGAAGAGGUCUACAGGGCUCUGAAAAAUGGACUUGAUGAGUACCUGGAGUUUCACCAGACGGAGCUGGACAAGCUGACCGCUCAGUUAAAAGAUAUGAAAAGAAACUCUCGCCUGGGUGUGCUGUAUGACCUAGACAAGCAAAUUAAAACAAUUGAAAGAUACAUACGACGCCUGGAGUUUCACAUUAGUAAGGUAGACGAGCUUUAUGAAGCCUAUUGUAUCCAACGGCGCCUCCAAGAUGGUGCCAGCAAAAUGAAGCAAGCAUUUGCGGCAUCCCCUGCCAGCAAGGCUGCCCGAGAGAGUCUGUCAGAGAUCAACCGCAGCUACAAGGAGUACACAGAGAACAUGUGCACCAUUGAGGCGGAGCUGGAGAGUCUUCUGGGAGAAUUCUCCAUCAAGAUGAAAGGUCUGGCUGGCUUUGCUCGCCUCUGUCCUGGAGAUCAAUAUGAAAUUUUCAUGAAGUAUGGCCGGCAAAGGUGGAAGCUGAAGGGCAAAAUAGAAGUGAACGGCAAACAGAGCUGGGACGGAGAAGAAACAGUCUUCCUGCCCCUCAUAGUUGGGCUCAUUUCCAUCAAGGUCACAGAACUCAAAGGACUGGCAACUCACAUCCUGGUAGGCAGUGUGACCUGCGAGACCAAAGAGCUGUUUGCAGCCCGACCCCAGGUGGUGGCUGUUGACAUCAAUGACCUUGGUACCAUCAAGCUGAACCUGGAAAUCACCUGGUAUCCCUUUGAUGUGGAGGACACAACCCCGUCAUCAGGCCCUGGGAACAAGACCAUUGCUCUCCAGCGAAGGAUGUCCAUGUAUAGCCAGGGCACCCCAGAAACACCUACCUUCAAAGAUCACUCCUUCUUUUCAAAUCUGCCAGAUGACAUCUUUGAAAAUGGAAAGGCAGCAGAGGAGAAAAGGCCACUGUCCCUCAGUUUUAGUGACCUGCAGGACGGAGACUGUGUCUUCACCUCCAGCUCGGCCACCUCACCCUCCAGUUCACACUCAGCCCAUCCAGAGAUUACCAUCACCCCUGCCGAGCUCACCCAUGGCAGCCUGUCCUCACAGACUGAGGGCACGGAGGACAGCAGCUCCUCAUCUUCCAGGAAUUCCCUGGGUGAGGACCAUGAGCCAAAGACCCCUGCAAAAAGGGAGGUGGUAGAGCCCCGGAAGCCCGGUGUGGCCGCAGGGUCGGGCGCAAAGAGCCUGUCCCUGGAAAGUAGCGUUGCCGAGGCUCUCCUGCAGGAAUCAGAUGAGACCUCUGAGCUCAAGCCUGUGGAGCUGGACACGUUUGAAGGAAACAUCACCAAGCAACUAGUGAAGAGGCUCACCUCAGCCGAGGGGCCCGUAGCCACGGAGAAGCUUUUCUUUGAAGGCUCUGUUGGUAGCGAGUCUGAGGCUGGCCGCUCCUUUCUUGAUGGUAGCCUGGAAGAUGCCUUCAAUGGACUCUUCCUUGCACUAGACCCACACAAGGAGCAGUACAAAGAGUUCCAGGAUCUGAACCAGGAAGUCAUACACUUGGAUGAUGUCCUCAAAUGCAAGCCAGCAGGCAGCCGCAGCAGAUCCUCCAGCUUAAGUCUGACAGUUGAGAGUGCGUUAGAAAGCUUUGAUUUCCUCAACACCUCUGACUUUGAAGAGGACGAGGACAGGGAUGAGGCCUGCCACAUCGGAGGAGGAGCAGACUCUGUGUUUUCAGACACUGAGACCGAGAAGCCUGGUUACAGGUCAGUGCACUCGGAAGCCAGAGGCCACCUUAGCGAAGCUCUGACUGAAGACACAGGCGUGGGGACCAGUGUGGCAGGAAGCCCGCUCCCACUGACCACAGGAAACGAGAGCCUGGACAUCACCAUUGUCAAACAUUUACAGUACUGCACCCAGCUCGUCCAGCAAAUCGUCUUCUCCAGUAAAACCCCCUUUGUGGCAAGAAGUCUCCUGGAGAAGCUAUCGAGGCAGGUCCUCGUGAUGGAGAAGCUGGCAGCAGUGAGCGACGAAAACCUAGGGAACAUCACCUCUGUGGUGGAAGCCAUCCCAGAAUUCCACAAAAAGCUGUCCUUGCUGUCCUUCUGGACCAAGUGCUGCAGCCCAGUCGGGGUCUACCACAGCUCUGCCGACCGAGUGAUCAAGCAGCUGGAAGUCAGCUUCGCCAGAACUGUCAACAAAGAGUAUCCAGGACUGGCAGAACCAGUGUUUCGAACACUGGUGUCCCAAAUCCUGGACUGCUCCGAGCCUCUGCUGUCGUCCAGCCUCUGCUCAGAAGUCAUCACUGUGUUCCAGUAUUACAGUUUCUUUACCAGCCAUGGUGUGAGUGACCUGGAGACUUACCUGAGCCAGCUGGCCAGGCAAGUUGCCGUGGUUCAGACGCUGCAGUCCCUGAGAGAUGAGAAACUGCUGCAGACAAUGAGCGACUUCACACCCAGCAGCCUCCCGGCCCAACAGGAAGUGCUUAGGACCCUGGCUCUUCUGCUCACCAGAGGCGACAAUGAGGUCAGCGAGGCUGUGACCCUCUACUUGGCAGCAGCCUCCAAAAACGAGCACUUUAGAGAAAAGGCCUUGCUCUAUUACUGUGAAGCACUGACAAAGACCAAUCUCCAGCUACAGAAGGCAGCAUGCCUGGCCCUAAAGAGCCUGGAGGCCACCGAAAGCAUUAAAAUGCUAGUGACAUUGUGCCAGUCUGACACUGAAGAAAUCAGAAACGUGGCCUCGGAAACCCUCUUGUCUCUUGGAGAAGAUGGGCGGCUGGCAUAUGAACAGUUAGACAAAUUCCCUCGAGACUGUGUUAAAGUCGGAGGUCGUCAUGGAACUGAAGUUGCCACAGCCUUCUAAAUUUCACGUUAGCACUGCCUGACUGCUGAACUGAUACUUGGCCCUCGUCACGAGGGUGCUGUGAUGUGGCCGGAGGGCACCUGGAACUUGCAGAGCGCCGCCCGCUUUUGCCAGCGUGGAGACCUCGAAGUCCAAUUGUGCUGUGCCGGCUACUUUUCCUUGGCCCACAGAACAGGGCUGUGUGUAGCUCACCAGACCACAUCGUAUUGUGUCUGACAGCACUUCAAAGCCCAUCUUACGUCACUGUGGAAUUUGGAAACAGCCAUCUUUGCCCCUGUUUGGAAGUUCAUCUGUGAGCUUGAGCUCUUGAGGCACUCUUUGGAUAAGUAUCAUAUACCUUGCCCCUUUUCUGCUGUGUUCUCGGGGGGCCGUGGUCCUUUAGCUCCCUACUUUUACUUUAAAAACAAAGCACAAAAGGAAAUUCCUUCAGAUCAGUUCUAAGAGGCUAAGGUUUGGAGCUGAGGCUGUAGCUCCCUUGGCAGAGUGCUUGCCUAGCAUGCACGGAGCCUGGGCUCAUCUCCAGCACCGCAUAGGCUGGAUGUGCUCCUCACAGAAGCUCAGUGCUCCAAAACUGGAGGACGUAGGAUCAGAAGUUCAAAGUCAUCCUCAACUACCCAGGGAGUUCCAGGACAACCUGGGAUACAUGAAGCCAUGGCCGGGGAGGUGCAACCUGAGUUGUAUAUCUUAGCUUUUUAUAGUUCCUACUAUUCGUUUCAUUUUUCCAUCCUGAGAAUUUCCACAUCAUCUAUCCGUAUGGCUUAAAAGAGUAAUUGAAAAGUACUGCUUCAUUAAGAUCGUACCUAUCCUACUGGGAAUACACAAAAGCCUUGAAGCUUAGGCCUUUAUCCUUUAACAAAAGCCAUCUUUAGCGCACUCUUGAUUUUUUUUAUUGUUAUUUGGUUUUUGUUUUAUCUUGAGACAGAGUCUCCCUAUUGCAGUACUGACUGGCCUGGAACUCGAUAUAUAGACCAGGCUGCCCUUGAACCUGCAGCAGUCCUCUAGCCUCUGCCUCCAGAGCUGGAAUUAUAGACUCAAGCCACGAGGCCUAGUUCCACAUGCGUACUUUUUCCCUAAGACAAAUACAAACCCCAGCAGUAUAGAUUCAAAAAGACGUGUGCUGUUCUUUCAGGCGGGAACCUAGACUUUGGAUGAGUCCUAACUGGGUAGAAUAGUGGGGUCCCGGACGUGGCGGGAGCCUGAGUCGCACCUGGCCUUGAGCUAUGAAAACUGCUCCAGAGCUUCAGCAGCGGCUCAGAACCAGGGUGGAGACUCAGCCAUUUACUAAGUGUGGAAGGGGAGGGUAAUGCCAAGACAUCACAGCAAAAUGUGUGAGUGCAAUUUAAACUGUAUCCUGGAUGUGUUUGUAUGAAAUACCAAUUAGAUAUAGUUUCAAUAUAUGCAUUUUAGUGAGACUUUUAAAAGGGUUCAUUUCAUUUUAAAGUGAAGGUUGUUUGCCAGGCUUCUGGCAACACAUUCUUUCAACUGUGAAGUUCCACUGUACAUAUUUGUAUAUUUGUAAAUAUUAUAUAUAUGCAUAUAGCCUUCAUUUUAAACUGUACAGUUAUAGUAUGUAUAGGCUAUGGUCUCCGUUAAAUGGUUGAAAUGUCUCUUUUAUAGGAAGUCAAAUCACAGCUAUUACAGGGAUUUUGUUUGGUUUGUUUGGAAUUUUAAACUUUGACUAUUGCAUGGAUAAUUAAUUUCACAUCUUUUUAUUCACCUCUGUGUUUAGUUUUGGUUGGGAAAGUGCUUUGAGUUUUGUGGUAUUUGUAUUUAUCACUCUUUCAAUCAUGUAAGUCAAAAUAAAAAUUAUUUUUAAUUACUA